Messenger RNA from Verticillium nonalfalfae, 2721 nucleotides. RefSeq lists its product as uncharacterized. Lineage: Eukaryota; Fungi; Ascomycota; Sordariomycetes; Glomerellales; Plectosphaerellaceae. Bases 1 to 2721 code for a protein of 906 amino acids. The transcript has 8 exons. Gene Ontology annotation, biological process: DNA-templated transcription; regulation of DNA-templated transcription. Gene Ontology annotation, molecular function: DNA-binding transcription factor activity, RNA polymerase II-specific; DNA binding; zinc ion binding. The record is from RefSeq and is a predicted model, not a curated record.
AUGUCCAACGAAUCUUCGGCGCGGCGCAUCUUGCCUCAAAGCUCACAAAUGAGCUCCUUUUCCUUUGCGCCACAGCAAUACCCUCAAAGGGAAACCCAGAAGAACUAUGUUUUCGUUGACGAGCACAACCGCCACAAGCGACUGAAAGUGAUGAGAGCUUGUGAAGGCUGCCGGAGAAGGAAGAUCAAAUGCGAUGCUGCUACCACAAACACAUGGCCCUGCUCGGCCUGCAUCAGGCUGCGUCUUCACUGCGUGCGACCCAACGGACAGUAUGAUGGAACGUCUGACUCGGGAGCCUAUGAUUCGUCCCCAACUGCCACCGACUACGCCGACGCAGGUCAGCUGCAAGACAGCUUCCGCCAGAUGCCCAUGCAACAGCAGCAGACCUCGAUGAUUGCGAAUGCGCCCAAGCCUGGACCGGCAAUGUAUGCCACGCACGCGGCCUAUCCAGACAACCCCAAUGUCUACCAACACGUGCCUUAUUCAGACUCUUCUGCGGCUCCGCAGAAUGUGCAUUACACAACUAUGCCACCAUCCGUUCCUGUGAUGGAUCAGCAGCAAUAUGCAGCACAGCACCACUUUCCCAGUCCUCCUCACCAUCAGGGCUCCAAACCGCAUUCCUCCUCUCCCGGCGCGUACUCUCAAGAUGAGUACCAGCAGCAAGACCUGUCAGAUUUGCUAGGAUCAUUGAAGAUGGACGAGGCAGGAUCAGCACCGUAUCUUAGGAACAGGGCAACGUUCAGGCAGGAGGAAGAACCCGCUGUCGAGGAGGCCGACGAGUACAAGAGCCACCUACCUGCUCUUUUGCCUGCGCCGGGCCUGAAAAUCCGCAUCCCACCAGAACUUAUGCCCGACGACGACACGGCAGAGCACUACCUCGACCUGUACUUUGGCCAUGUUCAUCCUUAUGUUCCCGUGUUGAGCAAGACAAUGUUUUACCAGCAAUGGAACUCCAACAGGGACGCCAUCUCGCCACUCAUCCUUGAGGCCAUCUUUGCAAUCGGCGGACGAUUAGCAGAUGAGCCGGCCCAAGGUCAACAGUGGCUGGCUUUGGCCAGUAAUCACGCCGACGCAUUCAUGGAUAUUCCACGACUGAGCACACUACAGGCGCUGUUGAUUAUACUAAAAGCAAGGGAAGCCGCGCCGAAGCGAGGCUACUACUACCGAUCUUGGAUGACGGUUGUGCAGUGCGUUCAGAUGGCAAAGGAUCUUGGCCUCGACGAGCACUAUUCCGACCAUCAGACCGGCCGACCUUGCGAUUCUAGCCCGAUGGAAUGCCAGCUGAAGAGCCGAAUUUGGCAGACCAUUUUCGUGUGUGAAGUCAUGGUCGGAUCUCCGCAAGGGAGGACCGAUUUGGCGGUCGAACUUGACACGAUUGACUUCAGUAUACCUCGUCCUAUACCCGGGGCUGAUGAACUCGAAUACAACAUCUCUCGCAACUUUACGUAUCUCGCCCGGAUCGUCAAGAACAUUAGUCGAAUGAAUACAGUUUAUGGCCGCCUGCGAAAAACAAAGAAAGAUUGGGGGGUCGAUCCGGAUUUUGUACAGCUCAACCCUUCUCUAAACUCGUGGUUGAACGACCUCCCAGGCGACCUAUCGGUGACGUUUCCACCCGAUGGAUCUGCGCCGUGGCUCUCGUCGCCGUUUAUCGGCAAUCUACACUCGUACUACUACCUGGCGCAGAUUUUGCUGCACCGGCCGCAGCUGGCGUUUUUGGAUCCCAACGGCGCAGACGGCCAGUGGAAGCACCACAUGAUGAUUUGCUACAAUUCUGCCAAGGCGCUCUGUCGCCUGCAGGAGGCAGUCGUCAAUACCUUUGGCUUCACGGGCCUGCAGUGCAUGCAGCGCGGGUUUAGCUUCACCAUCUACUGCGGCUUGACGUGCAUUGUUCUCCACCUGGUGGGUGUGGCAAUCACGUCUCCGGACCCGGAUCUGAACGUUGACGCGCGGGACUACUUUGCGCGUCACAUGCGAGUUCUCGAGAGGGUCAUGUCGGUUUGGCCUAUGGCGGAUCUCCAAAAGCCAGUCGAUGCUGUUCGUGAAGCAUUCUCUGCUGACACCAGGAAACCAUUCGUACUGAAGCCGAGCUUCCCAUACGGCAGCCCACACUCUUCGAACCAGUCGCCGUCGCCUCACAUCAACACGGGAUACCGGCCAUCGCCGCUGUCUCAGGCGGGUUCGCUUGAACCACGACUUGAUACGCAGAACAUGCACCAACAGCACUCCCAAGUUAGUUAUAGCCACCCCAUGACGCCACCCAUAUCCGCCGGACCUCUGGACACGAGGAGUGACUCGCCUGAUGUACAGUCACUCGUAAUGAUGUCGAGCCAAGGCUCCCAAGCGCCUGGGAUGCCACCUACGAUGCCCCUUGCGGAAGCGCCGGCCUGGAAUCCGCAGAGAAUUUUCGAACAAUGGAAUACGUCAUUUGGUACGCCUCAAGUCCAGGCACAGUCGACCAGCGUCCCCACCCAGACCAGCGCGCUUAACGUUUCCCCGUCUUCAGGUCAACCCGAAGCCCCAUCCAUCCAGGAUAUCCAAGCUGCCACGGCCAGCAUGCCUGUCGCUGCACAGCAGAUGCCGGCCCAGCAAUACUCGGCGGCUCCUGUCCAAACGUUUGUCACGCCAGCCAUGUGGCAAGAAUCAGUGGCCAGCGUGUACGAAGGCGGUCUCAAGCGCGCGUGGGACUAUGAAGGCGGUCCGGUGAUGAAGCGGCAGCGCUGA